This is a messenger RNA of Alternaria postmessia, 1419 nucleotides long. RefSeq lists its product as uncharacterized. Gene Ontology annotation, cellular component: nuclear chromosome. The transcript has a single exon. Gene Ontology annotation, biological process: positive regulation of transcription by RNA polymerase II; meiotic cell cycle. The coding region runs from base 1 to 1419 and encodes 472 amino acids. Gene Ontology annotation, molecular function: DNA binding; DNA-binding transcription factor activity. The record is from RefSeq and is a predicted model, not a curated record. NCBI's taxonomy places the organism in Eukaryota, Fungi, Ascomycota, Dothideomycetes, Pleosporales, Pleosporaceae.
AUGGGUUCGUCGGCUAGGGACAAUUAUACAACCGGAACACCUGGUGUGCCUAGAUAUUCCAACGCUCUGUCUCCUCGCUCAGAUCUACCUCGAUACAACACCCAGCCCGACACUCCUAGAAGCGUACAUACAACUACUAUGCCUUUGACUUACAAUGGUGCCUAUGCCACUACGUAUACCACAACUGCAGGCUCACCCGAAACGCCCCCCUUCAACACGCAAGAGACACUGGCCAACAUCACCUGUGAAGGUAACGUGGUGACACCGAGUAUCGACGCCAAGAUUGAAAAGGGAUUCUUCUAUUCUGGUGAUCGCGUAUGGACUUGUUACAGGAGGAAUUAUUUUUCGGUCAACGUAUCGUUCCAACUUUCGCCGUGGAUUGCCAAUGCACGCUUGUAUCUUGAACAGCCCAAUAAGACGGCUCAGCAGAUACAAUCCAUGGCUGUAUCUCUCGCUGCUGCUGUGGAUGGUGCUACGGGCAAGACUAUCGAGUUGAUCCAGCAUACACCGAAGCGCGAUAAGGGCCCGCAGCUGCCAAUGAAGAAGGAACUACUAGCACCAACGCCUCCAGGGAAAAGCCAUGAACACGGCGGAUAUGGGCUGAGCAACUUCCAUCAGACCUCGAUCGUCGCAGGUCCUCAGCUCCCUUUGCAAAGCGAUAGCGACUCGUCACAGCAAUAUUCUCCCACGAGCCACUCCAGCAGCAACUAUCAACAUUCGUUCGAACGUAUACAAUUCAAGUCAGCGACGGCAAACAAUGGAAAACGUCGGGCCCAACAGCAAUACUACCACCUGAUUGUGGAGUUGUGGGCGAACGUGCAGGCCCCUAGAGAAGCUGAGCCCAAAUGGAUAAAGGUUGCAGCUCGGAUGUCUUCCCCAGUCGUUGUGCGUGGAAGAUCGCCUAGUCAUUACCAGAAUGAGGGCCCCCACAAUGCCGGUACUUCGAGAGGAGCCCCUGGUUCUGGCCUGGGUGGAGGUGGUCAUCACGGACUAGGCUCAACUGGCCGACCAUCUUAUUCGCCCUGGACCACCGGCUUGUCAGGUGGUAGCGCAACUGGGAUGGGCAGUAGCAUGUAUCGUGGCAAUACAUACUCCCUCGACCCAAGCCCUGUCGGCAGCCAUUCAGUUAGUUCAGCGAGCUCUCUGAGUGGAGGCCCUGUUGAAGGCAUCACUGGCGAAAACCAUAUGACCGAAGACGAUGACGCGAAGAUGAUGGAUGCUCCCCAGGUUUACUCUUACUAUCCUGCCUCCAUCUACGAGCCGAUACCACCCAAGCUUGAAAGCACAUUACCCCCUCCCGAUCGCAGGAUCAAGGAUGAAUACCCCACUGCUGGCUGGCAUCUUGGAGGCUGUGGUAGAUUUCAAGGAAUGGAAAGUAGUCGCGGAUACUAUCCGGACGUACAAGCUCAUACCUAUUGA